AACCGAACCUUCGGCUCUCAGUUCUGGUUCGACAGGAGAAGGAGCGCGAGCGGCUGGUGGCUGCAGGUGACCAGGUCCGGACGGAACCAGAACGAGAACCGGUAGAUGCUCCUCACGACCUGCUCCAGUGCCUUCUGCAUGUUUCCCACUGAGCCAUCCAUGCCCAUCAACAUGACCAUCCCCCUCUACCUGUCCAAGGAGGACUUUGUCUUCACCUCCAAAGUCCAGACGUCAGCCCAGAGCUCCUGCCUCAGGUUUCAAGCCUCAGACCAUGUGGACCAGACCAAGCCCCAGGAUGGAGCCAUCCCCAAAAAAGAAAUGCAGAAAAGUAAGAAGCGUGUGACAUUUGCAGACCACAAAGGUCUGAGUCUGACCAAGGUCAAGGUCUUCUCGAAGUUCACAGACCCCAUCCAAAUCCCUGUGAACAUCCAGGAGAUGCUGAACUCCAAACUCACGCUACCGUUGGCCGAAGAGGACAGACUGGUAUUGGACUUCCCUCAGCCCUCCUCAGACUACCUUCAGUUCCGCCAGAACCUGGAGAAGAACCUGGUGAGCCUGGAGCACUGUGUUCUCAAGGAGAAGGCCUUUGCAGGAACUGUCAAAGUCAAAAACGUCUCGUUUGAGAAAUCCGUGACCCUGAGGGUGACCUUCGACUCAUGGAAGAGCCACUUAGACGUUGGCUGCGAGUACGUGAAGGACACGUACCCAAGUUCCUACAGUGACACUUUCUCCUUCGAGGUCCCCCUGCCCACCGAGCUGCGGCCCAACGAGCAUGUCGAGUUUGCCAUCUGUUACCAGGUGGACGGGAAGGAGUACUGGGACAGCAACCAGGGCAAGAACUAUCACAUCAUCUGGUCAUACAUGAAGCGGGGCUGCCACGCGGACUCCUCGCACUUUGGGAUCCACUUCGACCGUUACGGUAGCCCCACCUGUUCGCACGGCCUCCUCCCUGAUUGGCCAAGUUAUGCUGGCUACGAGAACAUCGGCCCGUACUACUGACCUCUGACAUCACAACUUUUUAACCUCAUUGUUUUUAACAAGAUGUUUACGUCAGGUGGGGGCACACGUGGUGAUGGACCGGACCAGAACCCCACCCUGACAUGGGGUUCAAUGCCACUUCAUCAUUCCAGAACCGGUUUUAAACUUCAGGACAGGAGCCAAACAAACCUCUGCAGAUCCGCUCCAAGACUGUUGGGUUUUUACUUUCAGUGACGAUAUGAACAAACAAUUAGCAUGUGCUGCUAACAGGAAGCAUCUGCUUACAGUAAUGCUGCUGCUAGCAAGAAGCAGCUGCUAACAGGAAGCAGCUGCUAACAGGAAGUUAUUUAUUUGCACCAGUUUGACUAAAUGAUUGAGCACCAGGGUGUCCAGCAGCUGUCUCCUACAAGUCCAGGUUUUAGUCUGAAGACGUGUUCCUUCUCAGUCGGAUCAUAUUUCACUUCAGGAAGAACUUACUUUAAUUAGACCACAAUGACUUCUGAGCCAGGAGCAGUGAGGAGCUGAGUCCUCAACAGACUGCAGGAAGUCCACUACAAGGUCCAAAUGAUGCAGGUUUCCCUGUCUUGGUCUGCAGGGUGGACUCUUCAGGGACCAGAAGUGAUCUAUUGGGCAGGAAGCCAGGUAAUUCGACCUAUACGAUAACUUCCUGUCUGUAGGGGACAGAGCUGCUGUCGGUCAUAAAGUUUGAUCAUGUGAUUAUGUAAUGUGAUGUUUUAACACUCAGGUCAUGUCAGUCUCACUGCAGCCAGGUUCUGUUAGCAGCCUGAGCCCACAGGUUUUAGUUUCUCAGAGUCGGGUAAACAGUGGAAACAGGAAGUGGUUCCGUUGGACCCGAAGCUAUAAUUUAAACGCGUGAAAAACAAUCAGGAAUCAGAACUUUGUGCUGGAAGUUGAAGUUCGAGGUCCGUCUCAUUGUUUUACAGGAUUUCUUCACAGAACAAAGCUGCAUGCACAUCAGACAGAGGAAACAGUUUUAUUUUGAAAGGUGAACAGAGGAAGUUGCUCUUGAACAAACUUUCAGUCUGUCUGUGCACAAAAUCCAUGAAAGAUAAGCUACAUUUAGUUUUUCACUGAGCCGCUUGGAUGUUGG
Messenger RNA from Nematolebias whitei (Rio pearlfish), 2089 nucleotides. RefSeq names its product protein phosphatase 1, regulatory subunit 3B (gene ppp1r3b). Gene Ontology annotation, cellular component: protein phosphatase type 1 complex. Gene Ontology annotation, molecular function: glycogen binding; protein phosphatase 1 binding. Bases 106 to 999 code for a protein of 297 amino acids. The transcript has 2 exons. Gene Ontology annotation, biological process: regulation of glycogen biosynthetic process. The record is from RefSeq and is a predicted model, not a curated record. NCBI's taxonomy places the organism in Eukaryota, Metazoa, Chordata, Actinopteri, Cyprinodontiformes, Rivulidae.